Clupea harengus (Atlantic herring) is the source of this 2410-nucleotide messenger RNA. Its product is annotated as zinc finger protein 658B-like. NCBI's taxonomy places the organism in Eukaryota, Metazoa, Chordata, Actinopteri, Clupeiformes, Clupeidae. The coding region runs from base 92 to 1708 and encodes 538 amino acids. The record is from RefSeq and is a predicted model, not a curated record. The transcript has a single exon.
UCAUCAACGAACACACACAGGUGAAAAGCCAUAUCAUUGUUCUCAGUGUAGAAAGUCUUUUAGUAGAAAGUCUUAUCUCAAGACACACCUGAUGAUCCACACUGGGGAAAAGCCAUAUCAGUGUACUACAUGUGAGAAGGGUUUCAGGAGUAGCAAAGAACUUAGAAUCCACCAGAUGACACACACAGGAGAAAAGCCCCAUCAAUGUUCUCAGUGUGGAAAGACUUUUAGUCAAAUGAGUAGUCUCAAGAAACACCUGAUGAUCCACACUGGGGAAAAGCCAUAUCAGUGUUCUCAGUGUGGAAAGACUUUUAGUCAAAUGGGUACUCUCAAGACACACCAGAGGGUCCAUAGUGGAGAAAAGUCAUAUCAUUGUUCUCAGUGUGGAAAGACCUUUAGUGAAAUGGGUACUCUCAAGAAACACCAGAGAAUCCACACUGGAGAAAAGCCCCAUCAAUGUUCUCAGUGUGGAAAGACUUUUAGUCAAAUGGGUAGUCUCAAGAUACACCUGAUGAUCCACACUGGGGAAAAGCCAUAUCAGUGUUCUCAGUGUGGAAAGACUUUUAGUCAAAUGGGUACUCUCAAGACACACCAGAGGGUCCAUAGUGGAGAAAAGUCAUAUCAUGGUUCUCAGUGUGGAAAGACCUUUAGUGAAAUGGGUACUCUCAAGAAACACCAGAGAAUCCACACUGGAGAAAAGCCCCAUCAAUGUUCUCAGUGUGGAAAGACUUUUAGUCAAAUGGGUAGUCUCAAGAUACACCUGAUGAUCCACACUGGGGAAAAGCCAUAUCAGUGUUCUCAGUGUGGAAAGACUUUUAGUCAAAUGGGUCAUCUCAAGACACACCUGAUGAUCCACACUGGGGAAAAGCCAUAUCAAUGUACUACAUGUGGAAAGGGUUUCAGGAGUAGCAAAGAACUUAGAAUCCACCAGAUGACACAUACUGGAGAAAAGCCACAUCAGUGUUCUCAGUGUGGAAAGACUUUUAGUCGAAUGGGUCAUCUCAAGACACACCAGAGUAUCCAUACUAGAGAAAAGCCAUAUCAUUGUUCUCAGUGUGGAAAGACUUUUAGUCAAAUGGGUACUCUCAAGACACACCAGAGGGUCCAUAGUGGAGAAAAGUCAUAUCAUUGUUCUCAGUGUGGAAAGACCUUUAGUGAAAUGGGUACUCUCAAGAUACACCAGAGAAUCCACACUGGAGAAAAGCCAUACCAUUGUUCUCAGUGUGGAAAGACUUUUAGUCAAAUGAGUAGUCUCAAGAUACACCUGAUGAUCCACACUGGGGAAAAGCCAUAUCAGUGUUCUCAGUGUGGAAAGACUUUUAGUCAAAUGGGUCAUCUCAAGACACACCAGAGGGUCCAUAGUGGAGAAAAGUCAUAUCAUUGUUCUCAGUGUGGAAAGACCUUUAGUGUAAUGGGUACUCUCAAGAUACACCAGAGAAUCCACACUGGAGAAAAGCCAUAUCAUUGUUCUCAGUGUGGAAAGACCUUUAGUGAAAUGGGUACUCUCAAGAUACACCAGAGAAUCCACACUGGAGAAAAGCCAUAUCAUUGUUCUCAGUGUGGAAAGACCUUUAGUGUAAUGGCUACUCUCAAGAAACACCAGAGAAUCCACACUGGAGAAAAGCCAUAUCAUUGUUCUCAGUGUGGAAAGACUUUUAGUCAAACGGGUCAUCUCAAUAGACACCAGAGAAUCCAUCACGGGGAAUAGCCAUAUCAAUUUACUAUACGUGGGAAGGGAUUCAAAUGUAUCUCAUAUAUCACUGUCCAUUAGGUCACACAUCAGUUCCAGUUCCGUAUGAUUCUAUAAAAUCAGCAAUUUACUGCAUUCCCCCUGAUAUUGCAACUUUAAUUGUAUAUUGCGUUUUUAAUUGCACAGAUGUUACACCUUGAUAUUAAACUACAAUUUAUUGCUGCUUCUUCUGGCCUCCUAAUGUUGGUAUAAGGUUAUGCACAGUCUGUCCCAACCAAUGCCACUGCUUCAUGUCCCAUUCGUUUGAUGUCAGGUGUGUGAUGGACUGACGACCAUGCUGAAGUUAGUGUGAUGUUAGAAAUUAGUUGUACGUUAAAAACAUCCUUGGAUCUAUAUCUGUUGUACUUUUUUUAAACUCAAUAAAAAAACAUUUCUCCAAAUUAAUGCAUAAUGAUUUACAAUGCAUCUUGCAUUUCCAUAACAUUCUAGUAUGGCUGAAAUGAGCAUAAAAGCAAUAAUACUAAUAACAUCGUUAUUAUUAUUGUUGUUUUGUGUUCUUGGGUGAGUUGUAAAGAUUGUCUGACAAGCAUAUAUACAAUUACACAAAUUAUUUUGUUAGAAAUGAAUUAAAUAUAGUUAAACACAAAUUAGACACAUACAUUUGCAAUAUACUGUAGUUACACAUGUGAUGUCAUGAAAAGUAAAAGUAAGCUGUUGGCG